Messenger RNA from Misgurnus anguillicaudatus (oriental weatherfish), 2638 nucleotides. It is a transcript of the gene hsd17b4, whose product is annotated as hydroxysteroid (17-beta) dehydrogenase 4. Gene Ontology annotation, molecular function: oxidoreductase activity. NCBI's taxonomy places the organism in Eukaryota, Metazoa, Chordata, Actinopteri, Cypriniformes, Cobitidae. The record is from RefSeq and is a predicted model, not a curated record.
GAUUGGCUCCUGUGGCGUGAGGUCGGGGGCGGGGCUCCAUAAGCGGAAGUAGGGCAAAAGUCACUGUGCAGUGCAAGUUUACCAAGAUCCGAGGAUAUUCAGACCGAUAGAUCCCGAGAAUCUGACGCUGUAACAGAUUAUCUGAAUUAUCACAAUCUAAAGAUGUCUUUGACGUUUGAUGGCAGAGUUGUGCUCGUGACAGGAGCUGGAGGAGGUUUGGGGAGAGAAUACGCGCUGGCGUUUGGAGAGAGGGGUGCAGCGGUCAUCGUCAAUGAUUUGGGAGGAGACAUUAAAGGAGGUGGCAAGAGCUCCGCGGCGGCUGAUCGGGUGGUCGAGGAGAUCAAAGCUAAAGGAGGAAAAGCGGUGGCCAACUACGAUUCAGUAGAAGAUGGCGAGAAGCUCAUUCAGACAGCUUUGGAUGCGUUUGGACGAAUAGAUAUUGUAAUAAACAAUGCUGGGAUUCUGCGCGAUCGGUCAUUCGGCAGAACAAGCGAUCUGGAUUGGGAUCUGAUUCAUCGAGUUCAUCUGAGAGGAUCUUUCCUGGUCACACGAGCUGCCUGGAAUCACAUGAAGAACCAGAAAUUCGGGAGAAUCAUCAUGACAUCAUCAGCAGCUGGUAUCUAUGGUAACUUUGGACAGGCGAACUACAGCGCCGCUAAGCUGGGUGCACUUGGCCUGUCGAACACGCUGGCCAUCGAGGGCCAGAAAUACAACAUCCACUGUAACACGAUCGCCCCGACCGCAGGAUCUCGCCUCACGCAGACCGUCAUGCCUCCUGAUCUCUUGGAGUCGUUGAAAGCUGAAUACGUGGCUCCGCUCGUUCUCUGGUUGUGUCACGAGGACUGUCAGGAGAACGGGAGUCUUUUCGAGGUUGGAGCCGGGUGGAUCGGUAAAUUACGGUGGGAGAGGAGUCUGGGCCGAAUCGUACGACAGAAGAAUCUCAGCAUGACGCCGGAGGCCGUACGAGAUACGUGGAAUGAAAUCUGUGACUUCACCGAUGCCGGCAAACCUUCCAGCAUUCAGGAGUCACUGCAGACGCUGGUGGACGUUCUGUCAAGAGUCGACACUGAAGAUGGAAUUAAAGCCAAUCCCACCAGCGCUGCGGUCCGGAUCAAUCCUUCAGAUGCUGUUGGUCGAUCUCUAUCAGAGAUGAGCUUUACGUACACACACAUGAACACAAUCCUGUACGCUCUCGGGGUGGGCAUGUCUACUAAAGAGCCCGAUCACCUUAAAUUCCUCUUUGAGGGUCACGAGAACUUCAGCUGUCUGCCCACGUUUGGAGUGAUCCCGGCCCAGGGCUCCAUGAUGGGACUGGGCAGCGUUCCAGGACUCGACAUCGAUUUCACCAGGCUGCUGCAUGGUGAACAAUACCUGGAGCUGUUUAAACCUCUGCCUACUUCAGGGACUCUGACGUCUAAGACGACGGUGGCAGAUGUUUUGGAUAAAGGAUCCGGCAUGAUUAUUCUGCUGGAUGUUCAUACGUACAGCGGACAGGAGCUGGUGUGUUAUAAUCAGUUCUCGGUGUUUAUCGUGGGAGCCGGAGGAUUCGGGGGGAAACGGACGUCAGAAAGGGCUGUGGCUACAGCUCCUCCUCCCAACAGACCACCAGACGCUGUGACAGUAGACCAAACCUCCAAAGAUCAAGCAGCGCUGUACAGACUGAGUGGCGACUGGAAUCCACUUCACAUUGACCCCAGCUUCGCUGCCAUGGGAGGGUUUAAAUCUCCCAUUCUUCACGGUCUCUGUUCAUUCGGCUUCGCCACCCGGCACGUUCUGAAGCAGUACGCAGAUAAUGACGUUUCCAGAUUCAAAUCCAUCAAGGUCCGCUUUGUGAAGCCCGUGUAUCCGGGACAAUCUCUGCAGACUGAAAUGUGGAAAGAAGGAAACAGGAUUCACAUUCAGUGUAAGGUCAAGGAAACAGGAGGCGUCGUGCUGUCUGGAGCGUACAUAGAUUUACACGCAGACUCAUCUGUCAGCCGCGGGCCGCCGGAGAAGGAAGAACUUCAGAGUGAUCUGGUGUUUGCUGAGAUCGAACGCAGAAUCAAAGAUGUCGGUGGUGAGCUGGUGAAGAAGGUCAAUGCCGUGUUCGGGUGGGAAAUCACUAAAGAUGGAGAAACAGUCAGACAGUGGACUAUGGAUCUAAAGUCAGGACGUGGAGAUCUUCACAGAGGAGCAUACAAAGGCAAAACUGAUGUGACCUUCACUGUGCCUGAUGAGAUCUUCAUGGAGGUGGUGAAGGGGAAACUCAACCCUCAGAAGGCGUUUUUCGCUGGUAAGCUGAAAGUCCGAGGGAAUAUAAUGUUGAGCCAGAAGCUGGAGACGAUCCUGAAGGACUAUGCCAAGCUGUGAAGAUCUGUCUGAGAAACACUCAGGAGUUUAUGGAUUAGAGAAAUCUAAACACAUUCAAUCCUGAUGAGUUCUCUCUCUACGACAUAAUUAAUGAUUAAGAUUUCAGUUUAUCUCCUAAUUCUGUGUUUUAUUCAGAUUUAAGGUGUUGAUCUGGAUUUUGUAUCUUCACACAUUUAAUAUCAAACUUGUACAUUAAUUGUAAUCUUGUGAAUGCUAACGGUUAGUGCUGCAUAACGAAUAAUUGCAACUAAUUGUUUGCAGAAUAAAAGUUUUUGUUUACAUCAUAUAA